This is a messenger RNA of Eubalaena glacialis (North Atlantic right whale), 5853 nucleotides long. It is a transcript of the gene TSHZ2, whose product is annotated as teashirt zinc finger homeobox 2. Gene Ontology annotation, biological process: regulation of transcription by RNA polymerase II. The transcript is spliced from 2 exons. The record is from RefSeq and is a predicted model, not a curated record. Gene Ontology annotation, molecular function: DNA-binding transcription factor activity, RNA polymerase II-specific; DNA binding. The coding region runs from base 903 to 4007 and encodes 1034 amino acids. Gene Ontology annotation, cellular component: nucleus. NCBI's taxonomy places the organism in Eukaryota, Metazoa, Chordata, Mammalia, Artiodactyla, Balaenidae.
AGGAGUUUGUUAAUGUUGAGUUUGUUCCGCGGGAUCGAUGUUUGCUGGCAUCGCCUCGCCCUGUCUUGUGUGUGUGUGAGAGCGUGUGCGUGUGUGUGUGUGUGUGUGCAUAUGUGGGGGGUGUGAGUGUGUGUGCGAGAGGAAGCGAGAGUGCGUGCGUGCGUGUGAGUGUGUGUGAGUGUGUGUGUGUGUGUGUGUGUGUGUGUGUGAAUUCCAGAUUUUCUGUCUUUCCCAAACCCUCUCCUGUCCUCUAGCAUAUCACUCACAGACGGGGAUCCGACAGCAGCCGCAAACCUACAGUGAGUGAUCUCUCUGCCCCCAGCGCGAAUCCGCCAUAGAGAUCGGCGAGGAGGAGGAGGAAGAGGAGGAGGAGGGAAAGAGGAGAAGGAAGAAGAAAAAGAAGAAGAAACCACUACCUUCCCAGGAUUGCCUUUUUUUUUUUUUUUUUUUCCUUAUCUUUACGCGCGCGUGUGCGUCCCUCGUCCCUUCCAUCCGAACCCGGUCUUGGAUGUUUAAUAAAGAAAUCAAGUGUCUCAACAGUCACCAAAAAAAAAAAAAAAAAAAACCAAACCAAAAAAAAAAAAAAAUUCCAAAAAGCAAAAACAAAAAGAGAGAAAGAGAGAGGAAAAAAAAAUCCAAAACAAACAAACAAACAAGGCAGAACCAACCUCUACUUCCAACCAGCCGGCACAGCCGUCCGUGUCUGCCACCCAGAGAGGGGGGUCUCUGGCCCGUGGUGGAGGAGUUGCAGGGGGGAUCGUCAGGGGGACAGAGGCCGAGUGACGCCCUAGGAGCCACCGGGCAGGAGGCGGAGGAGACCCAGAGAGGCGAGAGAGACCGCGGGCCCCCGCGCGCGGCUCGGGGCUGGGGCGCCAGAAGUGGGACUGGAGCGAAGUAGAGCGAUGCCAAGGAGGAAACAGCAGGCACCCAAGCGGGCGGCAGGCUACGCCCAGGAAGAACAGCUGAAGGAAGAGGAGGAAAUAAAAGAAGAGGAGGAAGAGGAAGACAGUGGUUCGGUAGCUCAACUUCAGGGCAGCAAUGACCCAGGGACAGACGAGGAGCUAGAAACGGGCCCCGAGCAGAAAGGCUGCUUCAGCUACCAGAACUCUCCAGGAAGUCACCUGUCCAAUCAGGACGCCGAGAAUGAGUCCUUGCUGAGUGAUGCCAGUGAUCAGGUGUCAGACAUCAAGAGUGUGUGCGGCCGAGAUGCCUUGGACAAGAAAGCAAGCGUGCACCCCAAGCUUCCAAACGAAGCCCACAGUUGCAUGGAUAAAAUGACCGCCGUCUACGCCAACAUCUUGUCUGAUUCCUACUGGUCGGGCCUGGGUCUUGGCUUUAAACUGUCCAACAGCGAGAGGCGGAAUUGUGACCCCCGAAAUGGCAGCAACAAGACUGAUUUCGAUUGGCACCAAGACGCUCUGUGCAAAAGCCUACAGCAGAACUUGCCUUCCAGAUCCGUGUCGAAGCCCAGCCUGUUCAGCUCGGUCCAGCUGUACCGGCAGAGCAGUAAGAUGUGCGGGACCGUUUUCACCGGGGCCAGCAGGUUCCGGUGUCGGCAGUGCAGCGCCGCCUAUGAUACCCUGGUCGAGUUGACUGUGCACAUGAACGAAACGGGCCACUAUCAAGAUGACAACCGCAAAAAGGACAAGCUCAGACCCACGAGCUAUUCAAAGCCCCGGAAAAGGGCUUUCCAGGAUAUGGACAAAGAGGAUGCUCAAAAGGUCCUGAAAUGUAUGUUUUGUGGCGACUCCUUCGAUUCCCUCCAAGAUUUGAGUGUCCACAUGAUCAAAACGAAACAUUACCAAAAAGUGCCUUUGAAGGAACCAGUACCAACCAUUUCGUCGAAAAUGGUCACUCCGGCGAAGAAACGCAUCUUUGACAUCAAUCGGCCAUGUUCCCCCGAUUCGACCACAGGAUCGUUUGCAGAUUCGUUUCCUUCUCAGAAGAACGCCAACUUACAGCUGUCCUCCAACAAUCGCUACGGCUACCAAAAUGGCGCCAGCUACACCUGGCAGUUUGAGGCCUGCAAGUCCCAGAUCUUGAAGUGCAUGGAGUGUGGGAGCUCCCACGAUACUUUGCAGCAGCUCACCACCCACAUGAUGGUCACCGGUCACUUUCUCAAGGUCACCAGCUCUGCCUCCAAGAAAGGGAAGCAGCUGGUGCUAGACCCACUCGCCGUGGAGAAGAUGCAGUCGUUGUCAGACGCCCCUAACAGUGAUUCUCUGGCUCCCAAGCCAUCGAGUAACUCAGCUUCUGACUGCACAGCUUCUACGACUGAGUUAAAGAGAGAGAGUAAACAAGAAAAAGCAGAGCAGAUCAACAAGGAUGAGAAAGUCAUGAAAAGCGAGGACUAUGAAGACCCUCUACAAAAACCUUUAGACCCUACGAUAAAAUACCAGUACCUAAGGGAGGAGGAUUUGGAAGACGGCUCAAAGGGCGGAGGGGACAUUUUGAAGUCACUGGAAAAUACUGUUACCACCGCCAUCAACAAAGCCCAGAAUGGGGCUCCCAGCUGGAGCGCGUACCCCAGCAUCCACGCCGCCUACCAGCUGUCAGAGGGCACCAAGCCUGCUUUGCCGAUGGGCUCCCAGGUACUGCAGAUUCGACCCAACCUCACCAACAAGUUAAGGCCGAUUGCACCCAAGUGGAAAGUAAUGCCGCUGGUUUCUGUGCCCACAAGCCUGGCCCCAUACACGCAAGUUAAGAAGGAGCCGGAAGACAGAGAUGAAGUGGUGAAGGAGUGUGGGAAAGAAAGUCCCCACGAAGAGGCAUCCUCUUGCAGCCACAGUGAGGGGGAUUCUUUCUCCAAGUGUGAACCCCCUUCAGAAUCCAAAAAGGCUGAGCCUUGUCCCCUGAAGGAGGAGGACAAGCGGAUGAAAGAAGGUGGUGAGAAAGAGAAACCCCAGCCCUUGGAGCCAGCAUCUUCCCUCAGCAACGGCUGUGCCCUCGCCCACCAUGCUUCGGCCCUGCCGUGCAUCAGCCCGCUCAGUGCCCUACAGUCUGUCCUGAACAUUCACCUGGGCGAAGCCACGGAGCCCUUGCGCUCUCCCUCCCGCGCCAGCCCAAGCGCAAGCGCGAUGGCGACGUUUCGUAAGUCGCAUCUCAGUGUCACGGACAAACCGGUGCUGAGUCCUGUCUCCACGAGGCCGGCCAGCGUGUCCAGACGCUACCUGUUCGAGAACAGCGACCAGCCCAUCGACCUGACCAAGUCCAAAAGCAAGAAGGCUGAGUCCUCGCAAGCACAAUCCUGUACGUCCCCACCCCAGAAGCACGCUCUGUCCGAUAUCGCCGACAUGGUCAAAGUCCUCCCCAAAGCCACCACCCCAAAGCCUGCUGCUUCCUCCAGGGUCCCUCCCGUGAAGCUGGAGAUGGAGGUCAGGCGCUUCGAGGACGUGUCCAGCGAAGUCUCAACCUUGCAUAAAAGGAAAGGCCGGCAGUCCAAUUGGAACCCUCAGCAUCUUCUAAUCCUGCAGGCUCAGUUUGCCUCCAGCCUCUUCCAGACGUCGGAGGGCAAAUACCUGCUGUCCGAUCUGGGCCCACAGGAGCGAAUGCAGAUCUCGAAGUUUACGGGGCUCUCGAUGACCACCAUCAGCCACUGGCUGGCCAACGUCAAGUACCAGCUGAGGAAAACGGGCGGGACCAAGUUUCUGAAAAACAUGGACAAAGGACACCCGAUCUUUUACUGCAGUGACUGUGCCUCCCAGUUCAGAACCCCUUCUACCUACAUCGGUCACUUAGAAUCUCACCUAGGUUUCCAAAUGAAGGACAUGACCCGCAUGGCCGUGGAACAGCAAAGCAAAGCAGAGCAGGAGAUCUCCCGGGUGUCGUCGGCUCAGAGGUCACCGGAAACCAUAGCUGGCGAAGAGGACACAGACUCUAAGUUCAAGUGUAAGUUGUGCUGUCGGACAUUUGUGAGCAAACACGCAGUAAAACUCCACCUAAGCAAAACGCACAGCAAGUCACCCGAACACCAUUCACAGUUUGUAACAGACGUGGAUGAAGAAUAGCUCUGCAGGUAUGGGUUUGCUCCCACGUGGUUGUGACAGUAACUUUGUGAGGAGCUUCUAGAAGGGAGAUGGGUCUAUUUAGAGGCAGCUGACAUCUCCCUAUACCAAGAGCACAGUAGCCUGCUGGAAUAGCAUGAAGUUUUAUGAAAGACCAGAACAUGAUAACUAAGUCCUAGCCAUUCUCUCAAUUUCUCCGGUUCAGCGUUGGGAAAUAGAAUAAAAUGGGUUUAGAGAGAUGGAGCUCACAGGUGACUGAUACCCAAGGCCCUCUUAGUUACCCAAGGCCCAACUUUCAAGGUCCAGCCAAGGCUACACCUCAUUUUAAUUGAUAAGUACCGACUUGUCUUACUGUCCCAUUUCACCACCUCACCUUCCGAGAGUAAUGCGAAUGACUUACAAGGUGAUGAAAAUUCUUUUUAAAAAGUGAGCAAGCGAAUAAAGAUUGUAGGGUUCCUGGGGGCAGCCACUAUACAGAGAUUUCUUAAUCAACUCAUGAAUAGUUUAAAGCUGGCUUUAUUAUUAUUACUAGUAAUUAAUGCUUUUUGCAGCUUACUUGCAGCAAUUGCUACCUUCCACUACCUCCCCUUUAUUUCCUUUCCAUUAGGUCUCCUGUGAAAGGGCAUAUGCCCUGUAGUCGGAUGGCAGGAAAAUACUCCUCUCUGCAGAACACUGAGAUGAAAAGAGAGGAAGCUUAUUUUCCUCCCUCGUCUUUUGGUUGUCCUGGAGAUAAAGCUAAUAUCAGAGUCCACCUUUAGCAAAGGUAGAUGCAACGCAUGGCUUUGAGAUUCUAUUUUAUAUAAAGAAGCAAAUGACGCUCCGCACACUCAUUGCCAAGGCACAUGGGGUCCCACAGCUUGAGAUAAUUUGCAUCAUGUAUCAUCAAAGUUCCAUGCCUGGCAGAGUCACCAGUGCCCAGACUACCUAUGUCACCUUCAGGAAAGAGGACAGACGCCAAGGUCAGGUACCUUGGCAGACUAGUCCCACCAGCCAUUUUCAAACGUUGAGCAUAAGCAAGGCUGAACUUCUUUUCACCGCCCUUUAUGUAUUUUCUCUACCUCCUUUUCUCUCCCCUCCAGCAUGACACCCCCACGUGCUAGGGACCAUCAAAUGUUCAGGUUGGGGUGUUAGGCCACACCCCAUAAUGGGACCCAACCUGACUUAAACCUUUGGCACUUGCCAGCCCAGUUUCUGUCAUGCUAGGUUAUAGAUUAGCUCUUUUGGUUAAGAUAUGAGAUACGAACAGUUCAUACUAGCAUACACUUGACCCUUAAACAACUUGGGGGUUAGGGGUGCCAACCCUCUGCGCAGUGGAAAAUCCGUGUGUAACUUAUAGUAGGCCCUCCCUACGGUGUAGCCUGCCUACCCCUGCUUCCUCUGUAUCCGAGGUUCCACACACGCAGAUUCAACCAACCCUGGGCUAUGUAGUAUUUACGCUUGAAAAAAAUCCAUGUAUAAGUGGACUCAGGCAGCUCAAACCCAUGUUGCUCGAGGGUCAACUGUAUAAGCCCUCACCACCUCCUCCUGUCAGAGCACUUGUUGUUAAAUAGGAGACUUCCGGUUCAAGCCACCAAGCCAUGAGCCCUAGCAGAGUUGCAAGUGGGGACGGGUAUGUAUAUGAUGUGGCUUCGGGCUCACUUCACAUCGCAUAGGGAGGUUUACUGAAUGCAAGGAUGGUCAGAAUGAAAUGAAGGGUUAAAAACUGGGACUGUUGCCUCAGUGAGAAGAUCUAAGAGCUUCUGACAAAGGGGGAACCCAUCCUAUCACUCUAAUGGCUAAUGGCUAUCUGGGCCCAAAUGAAGACUUUUGUUUUGUUUGCAUGUUUUUAUCAUGAUAAUUAAAGUGUAUU